AAUGUGCGCACUUGCCAUAGAAGGAGCCAAGAUAAGGGGAAGGAACCACUGAAUUAUCCACCGUUAGCCGAAGAGAAAAAUCCCAUUUAUCCAUUUAUCCUCAAAACCAAUGCCUUGGCCCUCACCCCCCUCAAAUGACAAAACUCCCCUUAUUAUCACCCCAAAUUUGCCAACCUGAGAGCUUCCGCUAUCCAUUACUUCUCUGAGCUCCAGCACCCCACUUUCAUGGAUGUCUUAGAAGCUUGGCCUCGGCCUUACAGUCUUUUCUCUCGACGAACACCCUCUUGUCUGCUUCGCUCCUUUAAGUUCUUCUCACCGUUUUCAGGCCAUCACAUUCCCCUUGGAAAUGUGUUCAGAUUUACUCUUUGUGCUGGAAAUCAUAAUUCUCCACCAAUAUCCCCAAUAAUGUCUUUGAAGAAAGGCCUGUCGACAGCCCCUUUUGAAGGACUAUGUGAGGUAGUUUGGACUGUAGAAGCAGAUUUGGCAGAAGGUCAACUUCUCUACAUUAGUGGGGAAUCUGUUGCCGUAGGCUGCUGGGAACCAGAGAUGGCAAUCUUAAUGUCUCCUACUGAACAUUCACACAUAUGGAGGGCUGAAGUUAAGAUGGCCUGCGGGGUAAAUUUCAAGUACAAUUAUUUCAUAAAAGGAGAAAUGCAGCCUUUAUCUGACAUCACUUGGAGACCUGGACCGCAAUUUUCUUUGUCAGUUCCUCCAUCUAAGCAAGAAAGAAAAAUUGUGGUGAGAGAUUCAUGGAUGAGGUCUAAAACUGAAACCUGUCCACCUCAUGCAUGGGGGUCAUGGAUUGAAGAAAGUAAUAUUCCUAUAGAACCUUCUGGCUCAGUUCAAGCUGAAGCUGACGAUAAGAUUACGAAACUUCAUGAAAGUGAUCUAAACAAGUUAGUGCGAUUCUUGAAAGACCUUUCAGCCAAGGAUGAAAAAGAACCAAGUGAAGUGGUUGCAAAUAGUGAUGCAGAGGAGGGAUUAUAUUCUCAUACACUUCUUUCUGAAAGAGACCAUCCUCUUGAGGAACCUUGGUAUUUUCGUUCACGUCUUUUCUUUCUCACGGAUGGGGUUGAUGUGGAGGCUGAUAUGUCAAAAGUUAACAACAUUGUCAAAGAUGAGAUAACUAAGUUGGAAGCAAAUAAUCAGCAUGACCAAAUUACAGAAAAGUUCUUGACUGAAGAAAGCAGUCCUAUAAUUUCCAAGGACUCUGUAUCUACUGUUAUAUUGAUUAAUUCUUCGAAAUGUACCAUGCAAAGGAUUGCUGUAAUGGAAGAUGGUAAACUGGUUGAAUUGUUACUUGAACCAGUUAAAAGCCAUGUGCAGUGUGAUAGUGUAUAUUUAGGAGUAGUUACAAAACUUGUUCCACAUAUGGGUGGUGCAUUUGUAAAUAUUGGAAGCUCCAAACAUUCUCUUAUGGACAUAAAUCACAAGAAGGAACCGUUUGUAUUCCCUCCAUUUCAACAGAGGACAAAGAAACGAGCCAGAGGCUUAGUUUCUGGAGCCCCUAGUGAGCACUCAGCUACAGAUGAAAUUGAACCUUCCUCAGAUGUUGUUUUCAUUAAAGAUGCAGCAGACGAUGACUCUGAGGAUGAGGAGCCAGAGGAAGUGCAAUUUAUGCAUAAUAGCUUUGAGGAUAAUGAUGUUGUUGAGGAUUUUGAUGCUUUAGAAGUUCUGAAGGAGAGUGUGAAUGGUAGUGUAGUUGACUCUGGUGAAGCAGAUGCUGAUUUUGAAGAUUUGUUAGAUGGAGAGCACCACCUAGAAGAAGGAACUCUUCUUGGUUCCUCUUCUUUAGAAAUAUCAAAUGGCUCUUCAGUGUCACAUUCCCAAGAUGUAAAGGAUGCUGAUCAAAACAAAUGGUACCAUGUCCGAAAGGGCACCAAAAUAAUUGUGCAAGUUGUGAAAGAAGGAUUGGGUACAAAAGCUCCCACAUUGACUGCUUAUCCAAAAUUAAGAAGCAGAUUCUGGAUAUUACGCACUCGCUGCGACAGAAUUGGAGUCUCUAGAAAGAUCAGUGGAGUUGAGCAUACACGUCUGAAAGUCAUAGCUAAAACUUUGCAGCCCCAGGGCUUUGGUCUAACUGUAAGGACUGUUGCUACUGGACAUUCUAUGGAGGAGUUGCAGAAGGACUUGGACGGUUUGCUUUCAACAUGGAAAAGUAUAGCAGAACAUGCUAAAUCAGCGGCUCUUGCAGCAGAUGAAGGUGUAGAAGGGGCAACACCUGUUUUGCUGCAUAGAGCAAUGGGUCAAACACUCUCAGUUGUCCAGGAUUACUUUAAUGAUACAGUUAACAAAAUGGUAGUUGACUCGCCAAGAACAUAUUACGAGGUUACCAACUAUCUUCAGGAUAUAGCUCCUGAUCUUUGUGAUCGAGUAGAGUUAUAUGAUAAAAGAAUUCCCUUUUUUGAUGAUUUCAACAUUGAGGAAGAGAUCAACAAUAUGCUUAGCAAAAGGGUUCCACUCCCUAACGGAGGUUCCCUGGUGAUUGAACAAACGGAGGCCUUAGUCUCUAUUGAUGUGAAUGGAGGACAUGGGAUGUUUGGUCAUGGAACAUCACAGGAGAAGGCCACUUUAGAUGUCAACCUUGCAGCUGCUAAACAAAUUGCGAGGGAGUUACGUCUUAGGGAUAUUGGUGGCAUUAUUGUAGUUGAUUUCAUUGAUAUGGUAGAUGACUCUAAUAAGAGACUAGUAUAUGAAGAAGUUAAGAAAGCAGUUGAGAGAGACCGAUCAAUGGUGAAAGUCUCUGAAUUAUCAAAACAUGGGCUCAUGGAAAUAACAAGAAAGAGGGUUCGGCCUAGUGUGACAUUUAUGAUUAGCGAACCAUGCACAUGCUGUCAUGGUACUGGGAGGGUUGAAGCUCUAGAGACUUCCUUCUCAAAAAUUGAACAAGAAAUUUGUCGAUUACUUGCGGCAAUGAAACAGAAACCAGACCCUGAAAACCCAAAAUCUUGGCCAAGAUUUGUACUGAAGGUUGACCAACACAUGUGUAAUUACCUAACCUCAGGGAAAAGGACAAGACUUGCAUUCUUGAGCAGUUCCCUGAAAGUUUGGAUUCUUUUGAAGGUAGCCAGAGGUUUCACCCGGGGAGUAUUUGAGUUGAAACUAUUUACAGAUGAGAAAGCUGACAAAAAUCAGCAUCAAGUUGCUAUUUCAAUGUUGCGAACAGCAGAAGCUAGAACUAGCAAUUCUGGCAAGAAACUGACUCUUGUUCCAGUUAAAAGGGCUAAGGCUAAUAGGAAAUAGGAGAAGGACUGGUUUUCUAUACAACGGGCUUCUUCCUCUGCGUCUUGUAUUCGGAAGGGAAGGGAUCAAUGGGAAGAGGUGGUUUAGUAUCAAGUUGUUUUCCAUGGCCUCCUAGCUGUUAGUACCGUGUGAGUCAAGCCAGUCUAAAGUUCCUACUGCAUUCUUUUUUUCAUUGAGCUGUUUAGUUCAUAUUGCUUGGCAAACCAAUUUUGAUCCUGGGAACAACUUUCUUGACAGCAAAAUGUUCCAUGGUAUCAGUUUGAUAUUGAUUGUAGUAGUUCAAUUCUAGAAAUCUGAAUCUUCUUCUUCCCUCUUAAGAAAACUUCUGAAUCGAAAGAGGCCCUCGUGUAACCAUCAAUUUCAACUGGUACUACAUUGUUAAGUUUUGUUGUAUCUGAGUGCCACUUACUGUUCUCAUUUGUUCAAAGGUUCAAAGAAGGGUGUAUCAGGUUCAUUUGUUGCACUAUGCACAUUCCUCCAAGAAAAAAUAUCACAAACGGCCAUGUCAUAUAAGAAACCGCCAUUCCUCAGCUCCAGGAGCUGGCUUCCCGAACA
Molecule: messenger RNA, 3798 nt
Organism: Durio zibethinus
Lineage: Eukaryota; Viridiplantae; Streptophyta; Magnoliopsida; Malvales; Malvaceae
Product: ribonuclease E/G-like protein, chloroplastic
Biological process (GO): rRNA processing
Cellular component (GO): cytoplasm
Molecular function (GO): starch binding; RNA nuclease activity; RNA binding
Source: RefSeq, a predicted model, not a curated record